This is a messenger RNA of Closterium sp. NIES-67, 3244 nucleotides long. The record is from the annotation of a GenBank genome assembly. NCBI's taxonomy places the organism in Eukaryota, Viridiplantae, Streptophyta, Zygnematophyceae, Desmidiales, Closteriaceae.
CCACUUUAUAUGCCUUCAGUUCCUCACAUUCCCCAGCAACGUCUCCCCAGUUACUACCACCAUCCAUUCAGGUUUCGCACAUCUGCUCUAUUUGCUUCUUGACUGGUAGCCUUCUCAGAUCUGCUUUAGUUCUAGCCUUCGGUUCAUAACUAAGCUUAGGUUCCGUGUACGUCGUCAAACGAUUAUUUUCAUGGCUCAGGACGGCUGGAAGAGGGAGCAAGGCUCUGCUGGCUGCCAGCAGUCCGACCGCGGCAUCCUAUGUGCAAACAACUGCGGGUUCUUCGGUAGUGCGACGACGCUUAACAUGUGCUCCAAGUGUUACACUGCACAUAUAACGAAAACCAUGCAAGCAGCAGCGACGGCGACAGCCUCUGCUCCUUCCGCUUCGCCCUCAGCCUCUCCCUCUCCCUCUCCCUCCACCUCCACUCCUCAAGUAUCAGCUAUCACGAUGACGCCUGUCCCCGUCACAUCUUUCAGAUCUUCUGCUCCUGAAGCCACGUCAUCAGCCAUGGGAACCCCUCCGGUUCGGACGUCGGAGUGCCUGGGAGAGUCAAGUUCGUCGCCGUCGCUUGUCACGCCAUCCUCCACCAUCUCCACCACCUUCGCUUCGCUUGCUGUUCCCGGAGCUGCACGGUCGGGAUGCUCUGGAGCGGGGUCAGCCUCGGCUGCUGCUGCUGGCGGGUCGGUCGCGUCGUCCGCUGUGUCGUCGCACUGCUCGCCUCCUCGUCCCGUGAAUCGCUGCGGGAAGUGCAACCGUCGCGUGGGUCUGACCGGCUUUAAGUGCCGCUGCGACGGAGUUUUCUGCUCGGCGCAUCGCUACUCGGACCGACACGAGUGCACCUUCGACUAUAAGACAGCCGGCCGUGCUCUCAUCGCCAAGGCUAAUCCUGUCGUUAAGGCUGACAAGGUCGACCGGAUCUGAACGUUUCAUGGCUGUCUUCAGAGGCUCGAUGGUGAACCCCGAAGAAUGGUUCAGAUCGUGUGGAGUUUUUAAGGACCACCUUAAGUUGUUGGCGAUGCAUCCUUGUCUGACGAUCUCUCGUUUGCAACAGAGUACGGUAUCUUGAGGAGUCUUGAGUGCGUCAAGGUCUUCCAGAAGGCACGGCUUGCUGCUGUUGAGGCACGGUCUUGCUGCAGGAAGGCCUAGGCGCGCAUGCUCCACGUUCCCCUGCGUGGUGGGCUGGUGUUCUGGGAGAGCAGCAUUGAUGGAUGGUGUCUGCCAAGCCAACACGGUGUAGGCCUAGCCGCUCUGUGAUUUCUUGUGGAUGCUGAAACAUUUUCUCUUUGCCUCGGAUCUGUGAACGUGGAUUUGUGAUGCCAUGAUGAAUAGCAGCAGUGAUGUCUAAAUGCUCCAUAUAGUACUGAAAGGCACUAAAGACGCCUAGUAGAAACCACAUUUUCUUGACGCCCUUGGUUGUGGACGUCCUUGUCCACAAAUACUUCCAGAUAGUAAGAUUACCCCAUCACUUCGUCCCCAUCAAGUGAUAGCCAUCACUCUUUUCUGGACAACUGAGCCAUCACUCAUAGCAUGAUACUCCUCCUGUGGCUGCUUGCAGCACAUCAUAAGAUGUUGACAUGACAGGCAGCUCACUUCCGUCAUACUGUAUAUAAUGGUUUCUGAUAAAAAAUCACCGUUCCGCACGUCAUUCAUCAAACUUGACUAUCGUUUUCAGGCUCGAUUUCGGACCGGCAGGUGAUAAGAAAGCGUCUGCGAGCAGCCUUGCUUGCAGGCGUUCUUUCUUGCGCUCCCUACGAGAUCGAUACUAGUGGAGGGUGUUGUUCGCAAGCCAAGCAAGCAUGGCAGAUAUACUCGAUGACAUGGUGAUCGUCGGCCGGGUAACUGAGGGAGAGGCGACGCCUGAGUCUGAGACGAUCCCACCGUCAUCACAGCAUCAGCAGCAGCAGCAGCAGCAGCAGCAGCAGCAGCAGCAGCAGCAGCAGCAGCCAACGUCGCAGGCAGGAGAAUCAGCUGGAGCGGGAGCCUCGGAAGGAACUACUUUAGACGAUGAAUUUGAAACCGUGUCGUUUCACGACGAGACUGGUAACCACCGCGAUGCCGUCGACGAGGGUGGCGACGGCGAAAUCCGCGACGAAUCGGCGACGGCGAGCGACAGAUCGGCAGCUGCAGCAGCAGCUGCUGCGGAUGCCAUCGCAGCGGCGUCCGCCUCGUCGGCUGCUGCUGCUGCGGCUGCAGCGGUGGCUGAAGGCGAGAGGACGAGCCUGAUUGCGCCGGAAUACCCCAUGACCAUGAGCGGCGUUGACAUCACAGGAAGUCUAGACCGAGUGGGCGACGGCGACGACGGCGAGUCGGACGACCACGUGAUCCGCCUCAAGUUCAAGGACGACAACCAGGCGCGCGACUGGGAGGGCGGCCUCUGCCAGUGCUGGUACCGCGACACGCUCCCUCUCUGCGCAGUUACCGCCGUCCUCCCCUGCAUCACCUUCGCGAGGAUCGUCAACCGGGCCCGGCUCGGCGAUGGGUUUCAAGCGGGGGUGCAGUUCCUGGUGCUGUUUCUUCUCGUGGGCUUUGUGACGUUCUUCUUUCAGAUUGUCGGGGGUGGGUGGCGGGAUGCGGACGGGAAGCUCCAGAUUUCCGGCUGGGCGUUGUUUCUGCAGAGCGUGGCCAUGUGGGGGGCUAUUAUCGGGUUCUCGUUUUGGCUCGGCAAGUGGCGCGCGGACGUGCGGCGGAGGCUCGGGAUCCGAGGCUCGGGAGCGGAGGAUUUCUGCGUGAUGUUUUGCUGUACGAACUGCUCUCUGUGCCAGCAGGCCCGCACUAUAGAUGCUGCUAUGGCGUCUGGGUUGAGCGGAAGUGGGGGCGGGGGAGGGGAGGAGAUGAAGGCUGGUGGGGGGCUGGUUCUCUUCUCCAUGCCGGCCAGAUGGCAACCCACCACGUCAGCAUGGCACCCCACCACCACUGACGUCGAGAUCUGAUCGUGAUCUGGUUGUGAUCUGAUUGUGAUUCUGUUGAAUGUUCGGCUCCAGUGCUGCAGCGUGAGUGGAAGAAUUCCAAAAGAGGAGUUCUCUAGGUAGAGGGCUAGGUGGGGAAAAGGGAAAGUUGGCGCCAGUGCUGCUCUAAGAUGAGAGCUCAAGAAAGCUUUCUUACUGGCAAUUUCUCUGUGUUUGCUGUACGUUGUAUCCUUCACAGCUGCCACCCUUAAAUGUAGCUAGCAAUGUACGAUUACCCGUUGGGUGUCUAAGGGGCUGCUUGUAUUUGCCGUAAGCAGAAACACAUGUUCAUAGUGUA